AUGACUAACCUGGCCAUUCGAGUAGAUGUACAACAUUUGGCUCUUAAAGCACCUAUUGCCGUCUUAGAAAACCUUCCAGUCGAAGGUCAGAACCUGGCAGCCGACAACGUGUCGGUGAUCGAGGGGGAAACGGCCACCAUCAGCUGCAGAGUGAAGAACAACGACGACUCCGUCAUCCAGCUGCUCAACCCCAACAGACAGACCAUCUACUUCAAAGAUGUUAGACCUCUCAAGGACAGCCGGUUCCAGCUGGUGAAUUUCUCUGACAACGAACUGCGGGUGUCUCUGUCCAAUGUGUCACUCAGCGAUGAGGGACGCUAUGUGUGCCAGCUCUACACAGAUCCUCCUCAGGAAGCCUACGCAGACAUCACUGUCCUGGUCCCGCCAGGCAGCCCAAUCAUCGAGAGCCGUGAGGACGUGGUCAGCGAGGGGAACGAGACGGAGCUCACCUGCACAGCCAUGGGCAGCAAGCCAGCCGCCUCCAUCAGAUGGAUGAAAGGGGAGGAGGAACUGACAGGUGAGACAACGGUUGAAGAGAUCGAUGAGAGGUUGUUUGCUGUCAGCAGUCGGGUGAGAUUUUCUGUCACCAAAGAGGAUGAUGGAGUGUCAGUGGACUGCAUCAUUGACCACCCGGCUGUAAAGGACCUCCUGGCUCAAAGACACUUGGAAGUGCUGUAUAAACCCGAAGUGAAGAUCGUGGUGACAUAUCCUGAAGGUUUAACCAGAGAAGGUGACAAUCUGGAUUUGACAUGUAUCGCCGAAGGAAAACCACAUCCCCAUCAGAUCAACUGGCUGAGAGUAGAAGAGGAUGUGCCGCCUCACGCCGUGGUCACCGGCUCUGAUCUCUACAUCGAGAACCUCAACAAGUCCUACAACGGCACCUAUCGCUGCGUGGCAUCUAAUGCAGUGGGGGAGGCCUACGACGACUACAUCCUCUAUGUAUAUGAUGCUCCCACUACUAUCCCCACACCCACCACCAACCCAGUCAACACGCAAGACUCCAGAGCCGGCGAGGGGGCACCGCAGAAAAUUGACCAUGCUGUCAUCGGAGGAGUGGUUGCCGUGGUGAUGUUUGCCAUCCUCUGUGCACUCAUUGUUCUUGGUCGAUACUUUGCCAGACACAAAGGAACUUACUUCACACACGAAGCCAAAGGGGCGGACGACGCUGCCGACGCCGACACGGCCAUCAUCAACGCCGAGGGGGGACACAACAACACAGACGAGAAGAAGGAGUAUUAUAUCUAAACUGGACAGGCCAGGAGAGACGGGUGGGGAUGCUGAUGGUGGUGGUGGUGGCAGCGCUGUGGGAGCAUUAUGUCUAACUCUGAUUGGGCAGGGAGAUUGAAAGAGGCAGAGAAGAGAAGGAAAAAGUGGAAAGUAAGACUGGCGUGGCCAAGUAGUAUGAAGAGGCGUUGCUGAGUCUCCUAUCCGACCCUUCCUGGACUGCUGGGGCCUAUUCUGUACAGUUCAAUUAUUUUACAGACAAUUUUGUGCCUUGUUCUAUUUCUUUUGUUUGUUUUGUUGUUUUCCCUUCACAUGCUUGUUGGAUUGGAUUUAUUUUAUUUUUAUUUUUAUCCUAUGUACACCACCAGAUUCUUUGUUGCAUUUGGCUUUCGGAGGAGAUUAAAUGGGUCUGGUGUUUUGUCUAUGUGUGCUGCAGCUAGCUUUUAGCUCAUGUACCCAGAUCUGAGGAGCCAGCUCAUCCGCACCUUUUUUUUUAAUUUUAUUUUUGAGUAAUCUACAGAGUUCGGUAGCUGGAACACAAUAUCAACACGUUUUCUCCCCACAGGGUCGCCCAGCUCCUUCGAGGUCAGGUUCACUGUGUUGAUUACUUAUGUAACAGUUGUGAGUAAUUAUUCUUCAUAGAAUGUAUUUGUUCAUGAAAGUGAAGUAGGAGUGCCGUCACGUAUCAUUUCAAACCCAACAGCGAGGGCGGCCGAUUGCCUCGGUUGCUUCAAGAUCUGACAAUUAGUAGAUGUGAGAUCAGUUUAGUAUUUGUGUAGGCUAUUGUGGUGCGCAGUCUAAAACAUCUUGACAGCUGUCAUGUGCCAUGGAGUUAAAAUUUCUAGAGAAAAAAAAGAAAUCUGAGCUUAUAAUUUUUUUUUUUUUUUAAGGCCUGCAUCAGGAUUUUCUGACUGAGAGAAAUGAAAGCAGAUUGCAUAGAGAGGACUUUGGUGAUGAUGAUGAUGCCACUGUCAUGCCUGUUUGAUAAAUAUGAAGCUACAGCCAGCAGCCGGUUAACUUAGCUUAGCAUAAAGACUAAAAAUGGACACUCAGCUAGCCUGAGCUUCACUGGCGCUUCUUAUCUUUGGACAGAAUCAGCCGAGCUGUUUCCCCUCGUCUAAUAAGUACAGGUCCAGAAGACUGGCAUUAAGUUGAUUGUGGGGGUCAGACUUUACUCUCACUUGUAUGCCCCCCCAAAAAAAGUGAUUGGUCCUGCUGCGUUGAUGGUUAAAAUCUCAUUAAAAUGUGUUAUUUGUUCGCUAUCAGUACAGCUUGCUGCGUGUGCUUUUGGUUCAAACAUGAAAGCUUUCACAUUUUCAUAGCACCUACAUGGUCAACCCUGGACCAAAUAUAAUAAUUAUGCCAGUGUGUGUAUAUAUACAGUAAAUAUUACUUGUGUACAGCAAAGGCUCAAAGUCCACAUUGCAGAAGACCUCCUCUCUAAAUAAUUGACUUUUUAUCUGAUAGUACAGUAUAUUGACCAUUUAACCGGGAAAUGUUACAAGGACUUCACUUUAUUCAUCUUUCAAGGUUUUAUCUUUUCAUUUGGUUGUGCUGUGUCAAAGGGAGGAAAGACAGAAUGUUACACUUUCAAAGUUUCCUUUCAGUGAUGUAUAAGGUAUCAAGGCAAGUCUGUGUGAAUACCCAUAGCAAGUAGAAAAAAAAAAAAAAAGAAUUCACAGCUUAUUUCCUGCCUUAGAAAUCCUUGCUACACAGACUUUUUUGCCCUUGCCCAUACACAAGUUUAAAAAAAAUUAAAAUUAUUAAAAAUGAAAAAAA
Messenger RNA from Stegastes partitus (bicolor damselfish), 3003 nucleotides. RefSeq names its product cell adhesion molecule 1-like. The record is from RefSeq and is a predicted model, not a curated record. Gene Ontology annotation, cellular component: synapse; neuron projection; plasma membrane. Gene Ontology annotation, molecular function: signaling receptor binding. Gene Ontology annotation, biological process: detection of stimulus; susceptibility to natural killer cell mediated cytotoxicity; homophilic cell-cell adhesion. The transcript is spliced from 10 exons. Lineage: Eukaryota; Metazoa; Chordata; Actinopteri; Pomacentridae. Bases 1 to 1245 code for a protein of 414 amino acids.